AUGUCAUUUGGUUUUAGUACUGGGGACAUUCUAGCAGUCUCGAAGCUUGCGCAUGAUAUCUGGGUCCGAGGUCUCUAUAUUGUCCUUGAUGAUGCUGCCCAAAGCCUACCUGGACCAAAGCUCGACCAAAAGCAGAUGUCUCGUCUGGCAUCCUUGGUACAAGCCUGUCAGGGUGUCCAUGAUGAUACGAACGCUGUACUCGAGGAGUUUGAGAGUCUUGGUGUAAAGUCAUCAAGUCUAAAGGUUAUGACGCAGAAGGCACGGAAGAAGAUUACUUGGGAUGAGGAAGGUACCGAAGUUCUUCGAGGUCGCAUCAUCUCGAAUACCAUGUUUCUCAAUGCCUUCUCUAAAAUGGACUUCUCCAUUGAAUUUCUCCUCGCAGAAAAGUGCAAUCCUGGGUCAACGACAAGAAGGAACAGAGAAAUGGCUGCUUGA
Letharia lupina is the source of this 435-nucleotide messenger RNA. RefSeq lists its product as uncharacterized. The coding region runs from base 1 to 435 and encodes 144 amino acids. The record is from RefSeq and is a predicted model, not a curated record. NCBI's taxonomy places the organism in Eukaryota, Fungi, Ascomycota, Lecanoromycetes, Lecanorales, Parmeliaceae. The transcript is spliced from 2 exons.